Molecule: messenger RNA, 1490 nt
Organism: Agrilus planipennis (emerald ash borer)
Lineage: Eukaryota; Metazoa; Arthropoda; Insecta; Coleoptera; Buprestidae
Product: heterochromatin protein 1-like
Exons: 4
Coding region: 180-1256 (358 amino acids)
Biological process (GO): chromatin organization; negative regulation of transcription by RNA polymerase II
Cellular component (GO): nucleus; pericentric heterochromatin
Molecular function (GO): chromatin binding
Source: RefSeq, a predicted model, not a curated record
UAGAUUACUAGAAUAGAAGAUAGAAGUGUAGAAGAAAAAGUUCGCGGUUAGUCGGCGUCCUGUAAAUAUUUUACAUUUUCUUUUUAAGAAAAAGCCAUUUAAAUAAUUCAUUAUACAAAUUACGUGACUAGUUACGAACUACAUCAGCAAGAACUGUUCACCAUCUCAUCUUGCACCUUAUGGGUAAGAAGAAGGAUGUUGUUGAAAAUGAAAGUGAAUCUGAAGAAGAAUAUUCAGUGGAAAAAAUUAUUGACAAGAGGGUAGUAAAUGGGAAAGUCGAAUAUUUUUUGAAAUGGAAGAAUUAUUCUGAUGCAGAUAACACGUGGGAGCCGGAAGAUAACUUGGACUGCCCUGAUCUUAUUGAAGAGUUUGAAAGAAAUCGAAGAGAAAAGAAAGCUGCAGCAAAGACUGCACCAAAAGAUAGAAAAAGAGCCAGAAAAAACUCUACUUCGUCUAUGGCAUCUGAUGCAUCUGAAAUUGAAAAGAAAAAGAAAUCUGCUCGAGCUCGUAAAAAUUCGACUGAUUCCGAAAAAUCUGAUGGUUCAGAUGUAAAAGUGAAAGAAAAGAAGAAAAGGAGAAGAUCAUCAUCUGAAGAGACCGAUAAGUCUGAAAUAGAUUCAAAGAAAAAGGAAAAGAAAAAAGCUUCAAAAAAAACAAAAGCUGAUGAUUCAGCUUCCGAUAAUUCAGACAAGGAGACCAAAAAAACAGAAAAGAAAAGAAAUAAAAAAGGAAAAAACGAUUCCGAUUCUGACGAAUCAGAUGAUGAAAAAGAAAAAAAUAAGGACGUUGAAUCUGAAUCUGAGGAAGUAAAAAAGAACGACAGAAAGAAGAAAGCCAUAGAUAAACCUGUAAAAAAAUCAAAAACUGCUUCUGACUCUGAAGAGGAUACAACUAAAAGGCCAUCCAAGAGUGCAAAAGUAUCAGAUGACUCUGACCAUGAAUCUUCUCUCAAAAAGAAGGCAAAGAAUUCUGAUGAUGAAACACCGGCAAAGGGAAAGCCAAGAAGUAGAGCUGGAAAAAAGGCGAAAGCUGCUGCUCCAGAACCUGAAGCAAAAAAUGGUUUUGAUAGAGGAUUACAGGCUGAAAAAAUUAUUGGCGCCUCCGAUACGACAGGAGAACUUAUGUUUUUAAUGAAGUGGAAGGGAACUGAUGAUGCUGACUUGGUUCCAGCAAAAAAGGCAAAUGUCUUAUGUCCUCAAGUGGUGAUCCAGUUCUAUGAAGAACGUCUUGCGUGGCAUUCACCAGACGAAAGUUAAAUCAUAAGUUAGUAAGUGUCCAUAACAAUAUUAUAUUUGCUUUCUUACUAUAAGUGAAUUAGUUAGUUUUUUCUUUAUUUCUGCAUAUUUUUGAAUUAUCAAAUUGGUUUAAAAACCGACAGAAAACAGGUGUUAUUUUGUUUUCCAAUGUGCUCAUAUCAUUAUUUUAUAUUGUUUUGUACUAUUCAGUGUAAUGAUGCAUGUGUUAAUACAUUACAUUUUAAUGCUGCAACA